CACUUGUGAGGGCGGGCUGGGAAUAUAACUGGAUCAGCAACAGAUGGAACAGGCGGGUGUGUGGAACAGUCAUCUGAGCUAGCGAGCCGGCCGUAAUUGCUCAAACGUUACCUUAGUGGGCUACAUUUUUCACUGAAGUUGUGCAUGGCCACAUUUGAAGGACCGAAUCGGUUCCUAAUGGGGAUUGUAACGCAAGUCGGCGUUCCCGUGGGCUGGAGCCGUACAAAAAAUAACGACAGCGACGUUUGAAAGAGGAUAUUACAGUAAGCACUAUAAGACAAGAUGGACAUUUCAGAAUUCAACGCGACCACAAAACCACCGACAGGUAGGAAGAUGAAGGGCCGUGCUCCCCCUCCACCCCUCGUCCCCCAGCCUGCCCCGCGCAGGAUCUUCACUGCCAGAAAUGCAGUCCCUGAUGGAGGGCUGGGCAGCGACGACACGAAGGAGAACGUGUUCCGCCCUUCCGUGGACCUACUCAUCACCCUGCCAGAGGGGUUUCAGACGUCCAGCACGGUGGACGGCCGUAAAGCGCUGAUGGACCUGCUGGUGGACCUCUGCAGCCAGCACCACCUGAACCCGGCACACUACACCCUGGAGCUGCUGUCGCCCGGCAGCCAGCCGCUGGCCUUCAAGCCCAACACUCUGCUGGGGGCGCUGGACGUGCACCACAUCCACAUCAGGGAGAAGGUGGCCGAGGAGAAAGUGGUUCGUAAGCCCCCGCCGAAAGUGCCAGAGAAGACGGUGCGUCUGGUGGUGAACUACCACGGGACCCAGAAGGCCGUGGUUCGCGUGAACCCACUGGCUCCGCUGGGAAGCCUGGUGCCCGUCAUCUGUGACAAGUGUGAGUUUGACCCCGCCCACGUCCUCCUGCUCCAGGACAACAUCAGCAACCACGAGCUGGACCUGGACCAGUCCCUGAGCGAGCUGGGGAUCAGGGAGCUCUACGUGCUGGACCAGAGUCUGGUUCUUCAACCUAAAAUGGCUUCCGCACCUGCUCUUAAUUACUCAGAAUCGAUACACUCCAACACCUUAAGUAUUGGCAGAGGUCAGAAGAGAGGCCUCCUGGGAUUCUUCAAGUUCAACCGGAGGAAAACAAAGACUGAAGAGCACACAUCUGUGGACAUGGAGGCUGAUGAUGAUAAUAAUGUUGAAAGCUCAGAGAGCUACUGCAAUGGUGUCCCUGCUGCCCCCUGCAGGCUGUUCGUGGAGGCUCGGCCCAGCACUCUGGGGCAGUCCCAGUCUGUCAUGAACAUCCCCAGAAUGUCCCCCAAAGUGGAAGUGAAGAAGCGGCAGGCUCCCCUGCCUCCUCAGGCCCUGCCCACGCUGUCGCAGGCUCCAAGCUCAUUGGACGGUUUCCAGAUGAGCUCCAGCUCCCCCAGCUCCUCCCAGCAGAAGAAGAGGAAGGCUCCAGCCCCACCCCCGACCCCGGUCCCAAGCAUCGCAGCGGAGGACACUGCGUCGGAGAUUAGUCACAGCACGGAGGACUCCGAGCCCGUAGGCUCCAUCUGCAGCAGCAGCAGCAGCUAUAUGGAGGUCACAGAGCCCGCCCCCAGCACCACGCCCGAGGAAGAGCCCGCCCCCAGCACCACGUCCGAGGAAGAGCCCGCCCCCAGCACCACACCCGAGGCAGAGCCCGCCCACAACACAAAGCCCAAGGCAGAGCCCGCCAGCCGCAGCACACCCAAGGCAGAACCCACCAGAGCCACUGCACCUGAGGAGACCGAUUCUGCUCUCAACCUCAAACUGGAGGAGAUGGAGAACAACCGGCACAGCACCAUGGGUGCCGGGCGUCAAGUGCCACUCAAACCUCGGCGAACCCCACCCCGGGCCCCGCCCCAGUUAGAGAUCCCCCCUCCUCCGCCAUAUCCUCCCCCUUCCACAGGCCAGGAUCCCCUUCAUGUUCAGUUGGAGGCAGCCCAGUCCUGGCUGCAUUCUCUGCAGGAGCGUGGGUCGGACCCGGCCCCGGGGGCGGAGCUAGACGUGGAGCUGGAAGCCGAGACCGUGUCCAUGGACAGCGGCAGCAGCUGCCCAGACCAGGGCUAUGCGGCCUCGGAGGGCAUGGCGGAGGACUCCUGCGUCAUCAGCUCGCCCUCUGACCUCGCCCACCCAGCCUCUCCUGACGGCAGCAUCUCCCUCGAGCAGGGCUCCACCCACACUCAUGCCACGCCCAAGGACAGCUCCAGCGACAGCGAUGAAGGCUGUGCCACCUGGGGCUCGCGGCACGAACGCAGCAGCGAUAUUUACCACAAUAGCUCGUCGGGCAGAAGAGAGGACAACUAUGAAGACCCAGAACUCACAACUCAACUUCACCAGACUCUAGCUGACCUUGAAGCCGACUUGGCAGAUGCUGACCGCACAACGGGGGUGUCAGUCAGAGAGCUCUCUGUGUCUUCGAUGGACAGGUCCCCCCACAGUGAGAUCCCUGUGUCUGUCGUGGACUGUGAGGUUCCCGUGACAACAAUAGAUGAAGUGUUUGAGGACUACAGGCACAGCAUGACAGAGUAUGAAGCAGCACUGCUGCAUAGCAUGCAAAUCUCAAAUGGUGCAAAUCAGAGCUGCUCUUAUCAGCCCAAUGGCCAUAGUGAAAACAGAAACAACAACGCCCGCACGUCUGAAAGGCAGGGCGGAGCCAGUGCCACCCCUCCCCAUGAAGUGCAGGGCAUCUCUUUGCCUGACAAACACCUGAGCUGCAGCAGAGAACAGAAGGACAGGAGCUCUGUGAGCCAGGCUACUGACACCAAACCCAAGCCCCAGAGAGAAAGCAGUCUCCAAGAGGAGGCUUGUUCUGUGGAAGCACAAACCCCAUUCCAGAGCGUUCCCAGCAGCCCAGUAGAGUGCCCUGCUGAUGAUGAGCCUGCAACCUCAAUCCGGUGGCAAACAACCCAGAGUAAAAUCACUCAGAAUCCUACCUCUCGAUUUGGUAUGAAGACCUUCACUGUUGUUCCACCGAAACCUGUCCUGGCCCAGAAGUCAGCUGGCUCCCUGGUCAUGGGUGCCAUUAAAAUUGAUGCACAAGGUAAUAUGGUGAAAAAUGACAAAUCUCAAAACCAGUAUGGCGAAUCACUACAGUCUGGGAGUGACUCAGAGCUGCCACUGCUGGGGAAAGCUAAGGCCUUCUGGAGCUCCACAGAGAAGCAGGAAUUAGUCGCCUCCAGCAGGGGGCGCGCUCCCAAAAACAAAGAUCCUGAAAUCCUUAGAGCACCUCCUGUAGAACAUCCAGCAGAAUGUGGUAAAGACCGGAAGGGAAGACCUGAAGUAACUUUGGGGGAGGUUGUGGAGACGGUGGUCGAGCUAGCCAACAGAAAACCUUCCAAUCAGGAGCCUACACAGCAGUCCAUGAAACCCACCUGUGAAUUGGAGCAGAGGAAAGACCUGUCCUUUUUGAAGCCCUCCAGGAGAACCUCCAGUCAGUAUGUAGCCUCUGCCAUUUCUAAAUACACUGGGAAGCCAACUUUCAAAGCUGAGCGCAUUCAGGAAACACAGAGCAUUGCCAGAUUCUCUGUGUCCGAGCAAAAGCCUCCUGGAAAUCAAAACUGUUCAAACAGACCAGAAACAUGCAGCAAGUAUGCUAGAACAUCUUCAGAGACAUUCCAAACGACACAGGUCAAGUCGUCCAUGUUGGUGGUGAAUCCUAAACGCUCCCUGAGUUUCCCAGAUUACACCUCAGUAAAAUCAGAGAGUGCUGCUGAGCUGAAACAGGACAGCACAAGCACCAGCUCACUAGACACAAAUCCAACCAGCAGGGUCUCCCAGCCCCCCAACACUUUACUCCUGAAGCAACCUGUUGCAACUGCACAGACACCAAGGUCCCCCACCAGACCAGAUGCACCCCUCACCAAACAUCUCCAGAACUUGUGUCCUGCACAAUGUGGCAGGGACGGGAUGCGUCCAGAGCUUGCAAAGAAGCCGGAACCUCUGCCAGCCCCCUGUGCGCGGUCAGAACCUGGACAGGUUGGGCCAUUUGGGCCGAUGAAGAAGUUCAAACCCGUGGUUCUGAAGUCAGUUCAGAAGGAGACGUCUCUGCACACCAGCCUGAUGGAGGAAAUCCAGAUGAGCGAGGGGAAGGAGAGGCUCAAGAGGAUAGUUGAUGCUACAAGAGAGAGCACUUUGAAAAAGCCGUCCUUUGUUGAAACAGAAAAUGAACACUCAGCACUUUUAUCAGCGAUCAGAGCUACAAACAACUUCUCAAGACUCAGGAAGGUCCAGUCUGAGGCGGCUUCAGAGCUUGAGAAGUUCAGGAAAUCUGAGCUGAAACCCAGCCCUCAGAGCAAGGAUACCCCUCCUCUCUCUGCCCCUCCUCCUCCUCCUCCUUUCUCUGCCCCUCCUCCUCCUCCUCCUCCUCCUCUCUUUGCCCCUCCUCCUCCUCCUGCUCUGUCUGCUCGGGCCAAGCCCACCCUUGCCCUGAAGAAUACGGGGAACCCAGAGCAGGCUCGUGAAGCCAUGCUGGAGGCCAUCCGGUCCGGAUCAGGUGCCGAACGUUUGAAGAAGGUCCCUAUUCCCACUAAAACAGUGCUCGUCAAUGGAAGACGUGGUAUAAUACAGACAGCCGGUCCUCUCCCACAGGAAAACUAAAGAUUGUUCUGGAAUUUCAUCUGCAUCCACCAGCCCAACCAUCCAAGAGGAGCUCUGCAAGCCAAAUGAUGCAAUUAAUAACCUUUUUGUAUUCUCGCUUAUGUGUCCUUGAAUAUAUCUUCUUUGCUGGUCAUAGAAAUGCUGUGGAGUGCAUGUGCCAAUGACUGCAUAUUUGAAAAUGUAUUUUUUGUUUCUUUUCUGGUUUAGAAUUAAUGUUGAUUUUUAUGCAAGGUCUUUCCUGCUUAAGACAUCUACUGUUUGAUGAUUGCAUCUCCAAGGAUGGGUUGAUAAUUCACCUGCCAAUCACAGCAUCUAUGCCUGAUUCUAAUGGGCCCAGACAUACAGUGCUGUUAUACUUUAGUCUUUAGAUUUUCCAAAGCAGAUGAAAAAACACCUUUAAAAAUGGCUUUUAAUGGGAAUGAGAGAAACAGUUGGAGAGCUAGAGUUGAAAUUAAUUUUCUUAGAAAAAGUCUCUGUGUUUUAAGUCAGACAUUUUUCUGACCUUGUACACUACAUAAGCUAGUCUCUUCUGAGUAAGCUAACGUCCAGCAACCACUGACAUUUAAUUGAGUGAGGCCUAUUUUGGUAUAAUGCCCCACACUACGUUUUUGGGCGAGGCAAUGGAAUUCUCCAUAAAAUAGAGAUUGGUAGCUGGGUACGACAAAAGUUUUUCUGGCUUGAAAAAAAUAUAAAUGGGCUAUUGCUCUAUUUUUGGUGGAAUGGAGUAAAUCUGCAUGUUUCAUAUAUUUCAUGCUUGCUCUAUUUGAGGGCAGUUAAAAACGUUUUACCAUUUAUUUAAAACACUGGCUCUAAUUUAGAGAUUUUUUUGUUGUACAUUUUACUUUACUUUAAGUAUUGAAUCAUUUUUGUCUAUUUAUGUAAACUAUUACUUUGCCUGAUUGUAGGCAGAGUGGUGUAGUUUGCCUAUUUCAGUAUUACUGAUAGGUGAGUUCUUACUAACACAUUUACUCAUGCCAUUAUUUGAGUAUUGAAAUAGUGUGUCUGAAAAUGAAGUUAUAAAUGGAUCUGAGGACGUUUAACUAUAGAUCCAUGCUUUCAAGACCUGUUUCAGAUAGAAUUAGUCUUCUUAAGCCCUUUGCUCCUCUAGAGAGAGCAGGUAGAAUCUGUACAUUAAUAAAAUAUGUAAAAACGGAAGCCUAUAUGACAGGCCUGAGUGGUCUUGGAGGGGUCUUUCAUAAGAGAACAUUUAUUGUGGGGUUCUUCAAGGCUAGGUUCCAGUGUCAGAGUUUAAUAUCAGGAUGGCUUGUUUUGGCCCUUUUACAUUCCUGUUAUUUUUUCAUGUUUAUCUCUGCAAAUGUGACUAGCUCACAGGUGUGCAGAAGACACUAUUUGUUGCCCUAGGUCAUAGGCCACAAAAAUAUGAUCAUGAAACUAUUUUCCAAACAUCAAAAACUCACAGACCAAAUCCUGACUGUGCCAGUGCCAAUGACAACCAAGAAUUCUGGCCUAUUGCUCAAUAUUGAUCCCAUUUAUCAGUUGGGCACUUCAACUUUACCAGUGGUGUCAAUUGCACAGACUUCUAACACAGUAAUUGUGCUGAUCAUCUAUUGGAUCAGAGUGAAAAGAAACACUUUGCUGUCUGCACAGGAAUUAAUGGAUGUGCAUGCUUGUGUGUCUCAUCCCAAAUUGACAUUGCAGCAAUGGAGCAGGUCCAGGUUGUGACUGAACAUUCAAAAGUUGGGGAACAAGCAAUUUGGAAAGAAAAGAAAAUGGCUUGUGCUUUGGCACAUCAGACAUGGAUUAUAAAAUGUUUGUUAUGAAUAUUGGCCCUGGGCUGCCCCAGGUAGGCCCAGUAUGAUCAAAACAGAUCUCUUGAUGGGGCUGACAGUAAAAUUGUCACAUUUAUUGUGCUCCUUUCAAUUAGUCAUAAGCUCCAACCGUUAUGGCUUUCAGAAGUUUUAUAUAUGUACACAUGUCAAUAACUUUUUACAGCUUUUACGAAUUCCACUCACAUUUGACACAUGCAUAAGGCACUGUGAGAAUUCACUCAUUCAACUAUAGUAAUGGUUGUCAUCCAUCUGUCUUUAGAUACACUGUUGAAUGUAGUCUUGAUAAAAAUCCCCAGCCAUUCAGCUUGAACACUAUUUGCAUAUAGCCUCUAGUAAAAAAAUGUCCAAUGAUUAUACCAGAAUGUGAUUAUGCUGAGAUUAUGUAUAUUUUGUUAAAGAAUAAUAUAUUACUUUUAUGACUACGUUUAGGGUCUUGAACAUGUAACAGAAUAGUGUUAAAUCAAUUUAAGGGCUGAAUUUUGUUUUAUAAAUAAUACAGGGAAUUUCAUUUUGUUAGGUACUUAAUGGACAUGUACGAAUGAUACAUAUUUUUGCCUUCCUAAUUAUUCAUUCAAUAAAUAAUUUUUGUAAUCAUGAAA
Anguilla rostrata (American eel) is the source of this 6961-nucleotide messenger RNA. It is a transcript of the gene cobl, whose product is annotated as cordon-bleu WH2 repeat protein. Gene Ontology annotation, molecular function: actin monomer binding. The transcript has 17 exons. Gene Ontology annotation, cellular component: terminal web; ruffle; plasma membrane. Gene Ontology annotation, biological process: actin filament network formation; actin filament polymerization. The coding region runs from base 283 to 4572 and encodes 1429 amino acids. The record is from RefSeq and is a predicted model, not a curated record. Lineage: Eukaryota; Metazoa; Chordata; Actinopteri; Anguilliformes; Anguillidae.